This is a messenger RNA of Phycodurus eques (leafy seadragon), 6315 nucleotides long. RefSeq names its product finTRIM family, member 83 (gene ftr83). The transcript has 7 exons. Lineage: Eukaryota; Metazoa; Chordata; Actinopteri; Syngnathiformes; Syngnathidae. Gene Ontology annotation, molecular function: protein binding; zinc ion binding. The record is from RefSeq and is a predicted model, not a curated record. The coding region runs from base 3983 to 5701 and encodes 572 amino acids.
GAAAGGAGGGAGAGCGAGCCGUGUAGGCUGGAAAGAGAGGAAAGUAAAAGACUGAACGGGAGAAUGAAUGAAAUGUGAAAAGCUUAAACGAGAAAGAAAAACAUGCAUGAAAACGCCUCGAUUUCCCCCACAGCUAGCUUCCAAUUCCUCCUGUGGCUCAUCUGGGGAUGAAUUGCGCGCACUUCUCAACAGCUGUAUUUCCACCUAUUGUUGUCAGACAGAAUCGCCAUUGUCUUCGACCGGUUACAGUCCAACAAACACAAAUGGAGGGUUAGGUGCUGUUGGAAUUUAAGGGACCACCCAAUAAACAAACACAGACGUUGCAAGCUUGAGCAUUUUCGGGAAAACAUCCCUUCUCACUCCUUUGAUCAGUUAUACAUUUUUUAUAUUGCAACCCAUCAAACCAGUCCAGUGAACUCGUGGAGGUCAAUAUGUAACCGCAGAUAUCGAGAUAGCAUCUGUUUGCUCAGCAGAAGUCGACACACAUGCAACCGGAACAUUACUGUAAGAUGCAGGCGCGUGUAGAUGUUUGACAUACUCGUGUGUUACAUCAUGCGGAAAGUUGCCUACUCCACUGUUUAAAGCAGCCACGAGAAAGCAUCGACACGAAGUGUACGCUGUCGUCAUAAAGCAUUUCCAUCGGACCUGGACUAUUGGUUUCACACGACACUAGCUCCUCAUCCAAGUAUUCUUAUGUCCACUCCUCCCUUGACAUAACACUGAACACUAUAAGCUUCACAUUCCUCAGUGGAGCUGGAAACAAAAUAAAUGCGUUGGAAACUAUUAGAAGUACAGUAUCCGCUCUUCACUCCAUAUCCUGCAUGACUUCAUACAUAUUACUUCACCAUAUUAGGUCAGGUUGUGAUAAGCCAGUUUUCCCCUUCCUUCCUCCAGUGUAGAGGGUGCACCCUGUGAUUACAGAUUAACUACCUGCACUUGUUAUAGAGGGGAAAAGCACUUAACACUCUUCUGAUAUUGAAAAAGGAAAGACUGUGCAGCAGCUACAAUGUCAUUGUUGUACUCUAUGAAACGCGAUCAUGUUUGGGAUACAGGACUUUUUCAUUAGCUUUACUGACAGGACCCUGCGAGUACGUCAGGUGCUUGUUGUGAACGGAGGAGUUCUGUUUUAGAACAGAUACUCCAGUCAUUCACAGCUGAAACCGAGUUCAAGGUGAAAGGUCGGCCAGCCUCGAGAGAGUGCGGGCAUGCGCUCUGCAGGAAAAGUGCAGGCAAGCGCACAUAUGGCGACUUCAUCGAAGGAAACCGAGUGCGAGUUUAGUGAGGGUGUGUGAUAAAAACAGGAAGACACCAUUCUAAACAUGUGAUGGUGAAAACACUGGACUGAUUUCUGCUAGUUAACCAAAGUGAAGACUGAUGAACGUUACACGGGCCAAAUGAGACUUUCACUGUCUAAAUAUGAAGGAACAUUAGGGCCAUACAAAGAAAAAACAAAAAAACAAUGCGAUAGGAUUAAGGUCAAAGUUACAAGAAUAUACGUCAGGAGAAUACAGUCAGGAUAAUACAAACAACAUUUACCUGCAUUAAGAUUACGACAGUUGAGGAUCUUGUUCGGAGGCAGUUCCGCAUAACAAUGAAAUAGUUAAUGUUUUCGCACAACAUCAUCAGUAUCAGCGAAAUUUCAUAUCUGUUCCUAAGAACCAACAAGAUGAGAGAAAAUGCUUUUUUUGCGUGUGUGCGGGUUUGUUUGAUCGUCAACCAGAAGGGUUUUUACAAAUAUUUAAUAUUUAAUGAGGACUACAGUUCAAUUGAGGUAUUGUGUCACUGUCUAAAACAGAUAAAUAACUGGACGAGCCAAAAUUUUCUUCAAUUAAACCACAUCAAAACGGAGAUAAUUGUUUUGGCAAUAAAGAAAAGAGGAUUGCUGUUGGUAAAUACCUUGAGUCACUCUUUUUAAAAACCAAAGAUCAAGUACGAAACCUUGGUGUUCUGAUAGAUUCCGACCUGACUUUCAACAGUCAUAUCAAAUCAAUUUCUAAAACUGCCUUCUACCAUCUGAAGAACAUAUCCAGAGUGAAGGUCAAGCAGACCAGGAGAAGCUCAUCCAUGCUUUUAUCUCAAGUAGACUUGACUAUUGUAAUGGUCUUCUGACUGGACUCCCUAAAAAAAGCAUUAACCAGCUGCAGCUCAUUCAGAAUGCUGCAGCUCGGGUUCUGACCAGAACAAAGAGGUCAGCGCAUAUUACUCCAAUUCUAAAGUCUUUACACUGGCUUCCAGUCAGCUUUACAAUAGAUUUUAAAGUUCUGCUACUGGUCUAGAAAUUAGCUGUUAGCUAUUAUGCGGCACACAAAUGUUUCUUGUCAUGUUACUUUAUUUUUUUUUUAAUUCUCAUUACUUUCCAGCUUUUGUUUUAUUUUUCCUCAUUUCAGUGUGGCCCUAAUACUUUGUACAGACACAUGCGAAAAAAACUAAACAACAAAAAAAAACUCUGUAUGUUAGUCAGAGUUGUGCACUGGAAAGAGUCAUUUUCAUGGAACUAAUCCAGAAACAGACAGCUCAGCGCUCAUCCUCUGCACUGAAGCGAGUGAAGUGCAAUGAUCGUUGGCCAAUAGAUUCCUGUUCUCCAUAAAAUCACGGUAUUUUUGUUUUAUGGAGGCAAAGUCCGGGUUUACUGUUCAAACCAAGGUCAUUUAUGUUGGCAGAACAAAGUACAGAGCAGUUUUCCAAAUCAAAUCCUCCUCAGUGUCAAUUUCCAGCCAAAGAGGCCUGUUGAAACUCCAGCUGAAUUGUGGUUCUGAAGAAUUUUGCAACAUUCCUAACCAGACAAAUAUAUGGUCACAUGUCAUAUGAAAAUAAUUAGAAUUAUUCCAUUCACUGCGAUACUGUGCAUUCUUCAAAAUGAAUAUACGAAGUCAGUCAUUGUCUUGGUUACAAUGAAAAAUGGCAUAGUCGAUUAUGAAUGUUUUUUGUCGUUGUUGGUUAGCUCACUUUGCGUCACUUCAAUACACUGUUUACCUUUCUUUUUUGGUAUACAGGUACGACAUAUAUAUUUAUUCUUGCAUAUCAGCUGUUGUUGAUGGACAGCAGACCUGUCAAUGGCCCACUCUGCAGGGGCCAUCUUGGCUCUUUCACAACGGAAUCUGUUUGCACUGCUGUUAUCUGGGCUAUCAAGUGGAGUUGCAUUCCACUCCAUUCCGACAAGCCUGCGACUCCAUCUUGACUGUGUUUCACUGUAAGACGAAACAUUCAAUGGGAAGGUAUUUUCUUUACUCAGAAGAGAAAACAUUCCUACAACUGCAAGAGUUUCUGCAGGGACAAAGUCUCAUUGCAGAACCUGCAUGUUAAAGGUCAUCAGAAAUGAGUGUUAAUUAAAUGCUAACAAGUUCGACUCUUAACUAAGCGGGAUAGGCGACGGUUGCACUGUGACUGGUUUAACACACAGCAAGCCAAAUUAGCCUAAUCAAAACAAUGAAUUGCGCAUCACUGCAGGAGCACAAUCACUUGAUAUGAUUGAUGAUUGAUUGUUUAGUGGUGCACUUUGACUCGAGUGGCGUUCGUGAGACGAUGUCUCACUCAGUACGAGCAACUGUGACACACCUGAAUUGUUUCGAUAGGCUUCAUUGUCUCUGUUCUUCAAUCAUUCAAAUGCAAAUACAAGAUGCACUUCUACCACUCAUUUACAUCGAGAUGCGGUUGAGAAUUCCUUUCUACUUGAAGUGUCUACAUGCGAUUCCAUUCAAAGAAAUGAUGAAACUGAUGGCUCGGCGCCCACGUCAUCUCGAAUUUUAUUCAUUCCCUCUGCACACUCUCACCGAUGAAGACAUUCACUGUGCCCUCGCCUCGCCCCGCCCUUGUUUUACUGGUUUCGGCUUAACCAGUUUAGCCUCUCCCCCCCCCCCCCCCCCGUUUGCUCCAUAUAACUCCAGGCCAGAAGCACCUGUGGGAUCACUUUGCUCCUGUGCUGACACAAGUCACUGAAUGUCACAGCAUCCUCGCUGCAUUUGAGCGAAAACUAUAGAACGGCAUGGCAUCUGAGCAGGACAACUGCCACCUGUGUAAGGAGUACCUCAGGGAUGCGGUGUCCAUUCCGUGCGGGCACAUCUUCUGCUCCAUUUGCCUGAAGACCUACUGGGACCACGCAGACCACACGGGCACAUACAUGUGCCCACAGUGCCGGGUCACCUACAGCAAGAGGCCCACGCCCAGACGCACCGGAGGCUCUCGGCACUCUACCCUUCAACGCAACUCAGACGCCUUCCCGCCUCCACCUCCGUCCCCUGACUACAACGUUGCCGGACCGCAGGAUGUGGGCUGCGACAUCUGCGUGGGCAAGAAGAACAAAGCCAUCAAGACCUGCUUGAUGUGCCUGGCCUCCUACUGCGAGAGGCACCUCAAGCCCCAUUAUGAGUCGGCGACUUUUAAACGGCACAAGCUGGUGGAUGAAAUCGGCCAUCUGGACCGGCAGAUCUGUCCCCAGCAUCAGAAGGGUCUGGAGCUGUUCUGCCGCACGGACCAGAUGUGCAUCUGCGUGCUGUGUACGGUGAAAGAGCACAAAGGUCACGACAUGGUGUCUGCGGAGCAAGAGCGGGCGGAAGAACAGCAACGCCUGGGUGCCACCCAGGCUGAGAUCCAGGAGAGGAUUCACGAUCGACUCAAACAGAUGGAGGAACUGAAACAAGCGGUAGACACACUCAAGAACUCAGCCCAGAGAGCAAUGCAGGAAUGUGAGAAGAUGUUUGGCGACAUGAUACGCUCCAUUGAGAGAAUGCAGCAAGAGAUGGCCAAGAUGAUCUCCACCAAUAAGCGGGCGGCACUCAACAACGCCGAGGGUCACGUGGAGCGUCUGACCCACGAGAUCUCUGACCUGAAGAGGAGAGACAGUGAGAUCACUCAACUGUCCCGCACUGAGGACCACAUCCACUUCAUUCAGAGCUACCACAUGCUGAUAGCCCAGACUGAGGCUGAGGAGCUGCCCACGGUGACCGUGAACCCUUACUUCACCUUCGGCCCAGUUACUAAGGCCGUGUCCGAGAUGAAACAGCACAUGAACGAAUUUAGCAAUGAUGAACUCGUGAAAGUAGCCAAGACGGUUAACAAAAUGACCUUUUGUCAACUGGAGGAGUCCAAAAAGAAGCGCACAUUGAAAGCAGAUGACGCUCCCAUGUACAGAUCUGUGCAAGUCCAGGAACCACAGCACAGGGACGACUUCCUAAAAUAUGCUUGCCAACUUACUCUGAACCCAAACACAGCCUACCGACAGCUCCACCUGUCUCGAGGGAACAGGAAAGCUGCCCUCAAGAGAGACCCCCAGUCUUACAGUGACAGUGCCGCCAGGUUUGACUCUUUGCCCCAGGUCCUGUGCACGGAGGCCCUCUCAGGUGGCGCCUACUACUGGGAGGUCGACUGGAGUGGGGAGGGGGCUGCCGUGGGUGUCACCUACAAAGGCAUCAAGAGGACGGGUUACGGAGACAGCUGCCGCAUCGGCUACAAUCACAAAUCUUGGAGCCUCUUCUGCUCUGACUCCAGCUAUUCUGCACGCCACAACAAGGACCAGAUAGAGGUCAACGCGCCAUACUCCUCUCGAAUUGGGGUCUUCCUGGACCACGCCGGGGGAACCCUCUCUUUUUACUCUCUCGGGGAAACAAUGUCUCUCAUUCACCGCUUCAAGGCCUCAUUCAGUGAGCCUGUCUAUCCGGGCUUCUGGGUUUGGUACGAGUCAUCCAUCACUCUCAUCCAGCUCUGAUAAGAACACAGAGCAAUGUACAAGUUAUUUAAUUUGAUCGCGUCUCGUGAAUUUAAAAGUUAUACGUUUAUUUGGGGAGUUGGGGAACCUGUAUUGUUGAUGACCAUGAAUAUUCUGCAGAUGUGUGGAUUUGGGCAAUCAGAUGAACAAAGUGAACGAGAGCGCUGUAUACCUCCGCAUUUACGUGAGGAACUGUAUUUGAUUGAAAUUGCCAUUUAUACGAGAUGUAUUUGUUUUUAAUAAAGAUAUUAUGAAGGGCUCACUAAUGGUGUUAGUGGUACACUUGCCUGACUUUGGUGUUCAGUUCCCACUCAGUGACCGUGCGAAUGUGAGUGCAAACGGUUGUCUGCCCGGCAACUGACUGGUGACCGGUUCGGGGUGUUGCCUGCCUUUUGCCCGGUGACCCUGACCAGGAUAAGCGGCGUAGAGAAUGAACGGAUGGAUUUUAUCAGGGUGUGCCGUGUCACUCUGGUUUGUGCCGUUGUUUCAUCGCACACCAAAGGCCUGAUCCUGAAGAUGGAGUACUGACAAAAAAACUGAGGUGGAGUUUGCAGUUAAUAAAACAAACACUUUUGUCAUAUACUGUAUGUUAAAACUGUCUGUAUGAGCUGACA